Molecule: messenger RNA, 1682 nt
Organism: Haliotis rubra (blacklip abalone)
Lineage: Eukaryota; Metazoa; Mollusca; Gastropoda; Lepetellida; Haliotidae
Product: coadhesin-like
Exons: 9
Coding region: 86-1564 (492 amino acids)
Cellular component (GO): extracellular region
Molecular function (GO): chitin binding
Source: RefSeq, a predicted model, not a curated record
GUCUUACUUCACAGAGGGGUUGUGCCAGGGUAUAUAAAGUCCGUGCUGUUGCCCCCUGUUUUGUCAUCACACAAGAUCAGGCAAAAUGCAAGGUCUUACUCUUGUCGUCCUCGCUGUUGUUGCAGUGGUCGUUGUGCUUCCAUCUGCAUCGUCGGAAAAGAUUGCGUAUUCGUGUGGGACACAGGCAACUCGCUACACAACCAGCUGUGGGUGGUUUGGAUGGCAGCGCUGUGCGAGAUACAGGUCUUCUCCACGGACGUGUUAUAAAAUGCGGCCAGUGAACGGUGGAUGGUCAGGCUAUGGCUCAUGGUCAGCAUACAGCACGUGCACAAAAACAUGUGGAGGAGGAACCAUGUCGAGAUUUCGUACACGCUCGUGCACCAAUCCGAGUCCUGCUUAUCUUGGGGCCAGAUGUUCUGGCUCAGAGCGCGCUACACAGACCACCAGCUGCAACACACACAACUGUCCAAUUGACGGAGGCUGGAGCGUCUACAGUAUGUGGACACCCUACAGCGCAUGCUCAGUGAGUUGUGGAGGAGGCAGCCAAUCACGAUCCAGAACAAGGUCAUGCACAAACCCAAGCCCAGCAUAUGGCGGCAGUCAGUGUGUAGGGGAGGCAGCUGACACCUACAGCAGAGACUGCAACACCCACCCAUGUCCAAUUGAUGGUGGAUGGAGUGACUACAGCGCGUGGACAGUGUACAGCACGUGCACAGUUACAUGUGGAGGGGGAUCUCAGUUCAGGACCAGAGACAGGACGUGCACCAACCCUGCCCCAGCCCACGGAGGUCGGGACUGUGACGGUGAUACCAGGGACAGAUCUGAGAGGGACUGUAACACUCAUCCCUGCCCAAUUGACGGUGGCUGGACUGACUGGGAAGAGUGGCAGGAUAUGGACGAGUGCAGUGUCAAGUGUGGUGGCGGAUACAAGGACCAGGACCGCGCCAGGACCUGUACCAACCCAAGCCCGGCCUUCGGUGGAGCCGACUGUGAUGGAGAGAGCUACCAGAACCAGACCAUCGACUGUAACACCGAGGAGUGUGGAGCUGACGGUGGCUGGACUGACUGGGAAGAGUGGCAGGAUAUGGAUGAGUGCAGUGUCCUGUGUGGUGGCGGAUACAAGGACCAGGACCGCUCCAGGACCUGUACCAACCCAAGCCCGGCCUUUGGUGGUGCCGACUGUGACGGAGAGAGCUACCAGAACCAGACCAUCGACUGUAACACCGAGGAGUGUGGAGAUCGUUGUCGAGACGAUGGCGCCUUCCUUGCCCAUGCCACCGAUGAGAAGCGCUUCUACCAGUGCAGCAAUGGCAGGGCCCUCCGCCAGCAGUGUUCAGAAGGUACCGUGUAUGACUCCGAGAAUUCCAUCUGCAACUACGCUGCCACCACAGCAGCUCCCAAGACGGCCGAGUCCUGUCCCGACAGCGGUGUCGUCAUGAUCGCCCACGAGACUGACUGCACCAGAUACUACAUGUGCUCCAACGGCAACAAGUACGACAUGGCCUGUCCAGCCACCACCCAUUUUGAUGUCUCCUUGAAGGUCUGCACCCACGGAACAUGUUAGAAUCAAGAUCAAUUCAGCCCCGUAAAGACAACUUAACUACAUCUCACUCUGACUCUUUAUCUAGACGUAAAGCGCUGCUGUUUCUUAUAUCUUAUUAAUAAAUCAUCUCUUGCAUGUU